UCGUUCAAAGUAAAAAGGACGAAAACAUUAAACGGCCAAAUGAAUGUAACUUAAUUGCAGGUUAAGUGAAUGCUACUGUUUUGAAAUCUAUCUAAGCUACGCAUACUGUGACUGAUGCAUUGAAAUUACAAGGAGACGUCAUUGCAACAACAUUUGAACCUCAUUGUUUAGGAAGCGUUCGAACGCUCUUGCAAGAGAAAGUGUCAUUUGGUCACUGGAUCAAAGGGCAAUGACAUUCAUUUUCAGAUCUACUCUGAUGAGAAACAGGAGUUUCUGGCUUCCUGCCAUCAGUGCUGUAAGAACCAUGUCAUCACAAACAGGCCCCACCCCUCCUUUCUCCACCUUGUCUGUCAGUCGGCCUGUUAAUGCGGUCACUCAUGUGGAACUGCACCGCCCUGAGAAACGUAACGCCAUGAACAGAGCCUUCUGGAGUGAAAUGGUGGAGUGCUUCAAUCAGAUAGCUUUAGACUCUGAGUGUCGGGCCGUAGUCGUCUCAGGUGCCGGGAAAAUGUUCACUGCAGGUAUCGAUCUGAUGGAUAUAGCCAGCGACGUCCUGCAGCCCGGAGGGGACGACACUGCCAGGAUAUCAUGGAACAUUCGCCGCAUCAUUUCCAAAUAUCAGGAGACGUUCUCAGUCAUUGAAAAGUGCCCAAAACCUGUGGUGGUGGCAGUGCAUGGGGCCUGUAUAGGAGGAGGGGUGGAUCUGAUAACAGCAUGUGAUAUCCGUCUCUGCACGCAGGACGCGUGGUUCCAGGUUAAGGAGGUGGACAUUGGCUUAGCAGCAGAUGUGGGGACCCUGCAGCGUCUGCCAAAGGUGAUCGGGAGUCGCAGUCUGGUGAACGAGUUGGCUUUGACAGCACGGAAAAUGUAUUCCGACGAAGCCAAGAGCUGUGGUCUGGUGAGUCGCGUGUUUCCGGAUAAAGAUGCUAUGAUGGCAGGCGCUCUGGAGCUGGCUGGGGAAAUCGCAGGUCGUAGUCCUGUUGCAGUUCAGGGAACCAAAAUUAACCUCAUCUACUCCAGGGACCACUCUGUGGCUGAAGCACUGGAUUACAUGGCGACAUGGAACAUGAGUAUGCUGCAGACAGACGACGUCAUGAAGUCUGCUCAGGCUGCCAUGGAGAAGAAGAAUCCUAAAGAAGUGCCCUUUUCCAAACUCUGAGCUCUAAAACAGACAGAUUCAGAGAGGGCCUGGAACACCAGGGCCACGCAAAGACCCCUCUGUUUUCAGCUUCACACAGAGACAUCAUGACUUACAAUUAAUUAGUUUCUCAGUUCAGUCGGGUCCACGGGUUGUAGAAGAGCAAAGCAAAAUCCUUUGGAAACUGCGGAUUUUGUUUCUGCGCUGGUAUCAUCUUUCUUGGGCAGAUGAUAAGAUUUCAUUAUUGUAAGAAUGAAGCUUAGGAUGAUAACUGCUGCUCCCUUUAACACUGUUCUCAAAAGACAAUGUCAGUUACAACAGAGUGGUUACUGACUGUCAACUCACAUCAGUUACCAUUAAAUAACUUGAAUGUUUUUACUUCCUUGUGUGACAGUACUGCUAUGUGGUUUUCUUUAUUCAAUAACCAUGGAAUUAAGCACAUGUCAACUGACUAGAGCCUUAUUUUUGUUGUGCAUAUAUAAAUUACUCUUUGCCAAUUG
This is a messenger RNA of Chanos chanos (milkfish), 1638 nucleotides long. It is a transcript of the gene ech1, whose product is annotated as enoyl CoA hydratase 1, peroxisomal. The record is from RefSeq and is a predicted model, not a curated record. The coding region runs from base 230 to 1159 and encodes 309 amino acids. The transcript has 10 exons. Gene Ontology annotation, molecular function: delta(3,5)-delta(2,4)-dienoyl-CoA isomerase activity. NCBI's taxonomy places the organism in Eukaryota, Metazoa, Chordata, Actinopteri, Gonorynchiformes, Chanidae. Gene Ontology annotation, cellular component: mitochondrion.